This is a messenger RNA of Thalassophryne amazonica, 3786 nucleotides long. It is a transcript of the gene gas2l3, whose product is annotated as growth arrest-specific 2 like 3. Gene Ontology annotation, cellular component: actin filament. Gene Ontology annotation, molecular function: microtubule binding; actin filament binding; cytoskeletal adaptor activity. The transcript has 8 exons. NCBI's taxonomy places the organism in Eukaryota, Metazoa, Chordata, Actinopteri, Batrachoidiformes, Batrachoididae. Bases 732 to 2822 code for a protein of 696 amino acids. Gene Ontology annotation, biological process: actin crosslink formation. The record is from RefSeq and is a predicted model, not a curated record.
CAUCCUCUCCAUCCGAGCCGUACUUUUGGAGUCGAGUGACAGGCGUUCAUUGCGGUCGUAUUUUUAUUAUUUCUGCAUUUGUGGUUCUGGGAGAUUUUCUGCACGAUGACGCAUCUCGUAUUAAUUCUGUCACUCUGUGCAUGAUGACGCCAGCGUAAAUCAGGAGCACGAUUGCCUCAGCUGUGUUGCUGAAAUUUCCAUUGUCAUUAAGAUCUAUGAGCUGGUUGUCAUGCCACCCCCCCACCCCCCCCAUGCUCUGCUUUUCUUUGUCAAAUAAUACAUACGCACCCACCCUAGGGGGACAGUUGUGUUGGAUAAUCCUUCACUUCCUGUGUAGGUUAGAGAAAAGAGCAGUACGCUGACUAAACGGAUCACUUUCUUUGGAAAGUUUGGAGCAGACAAAAAACCAACACAACUUUCUCACUGCAUCCUGGAUGUCUGCCCUGUGUAAUGCAUUUGUCAGGUGUUCCUUCAAGAAGAGUCAUGACACGGAGGAACCAGACCGUCAGCAGCUCAUUCACAGGGUUUCCUUAUGAGUCUUGGAAAGCUUCAGUCAAUGUUUUUAGAAAUCGCUCAAGUCAUCCACAACAUAAUGCAAUACUUUUUUGACAUCUCAGUAACCUCCAGCCGUGUCUUACUUUCCUUUUUCAUUCCAUUUAUGAAGUGAUUUUGAUACAAUUUUUUGUGUCAUCCUUUCACAGAAUGAAAAAGUGAGUAAGCUGUGAUCAGUCAUGGCUGUCCAGGCCGGCAUCCAGGUUUGGUUUGGUGAAAAGUUUGAUGCCCCCUUGCUGAGCCCCAGGCGCCCUCACAGCCCGUUGGCACAAAGACAUGGUCCCGGCCUUGCAGAUGUCUUCCAGUACGAUCAGUGGCUGGCAGUGCGACACGAAGCCACGCUCGUGCCCAUGCAGGAGGAUCUCGCCAUCUGGCUCACCGGCAUGCUGGGAGAAGAGGUGCGGGUGGAGUUCUUCAUGGAGGAACUGAACAACGGCGUGAAGCUGUGCCAGCUUAUCGGCAUGCUGCAGACUAAGAUUGCCCAGAGCUGCCCCUCAGCGCUCAGUAAGUUGUUUCCCACCAACAAGGUUCCAUGUAAGCGGGACGCCUCUCCGGGUUCUUUCUUCGCCCGCGAUAACACUGCCAACUUCCUGGCUUGGUGUCGCCACAUCGGCGUGGAGGAAACGUACCUGUUUGAGUCAGAGGGUCUCGUGCUGCAUAAGGCACCACGGCAGGUUUGUCUCUGCCUGCUGGAGAUCGGCCGCAUUGUCUCCAAGUACGGCGUGGAGCCUCCUGUGCUGGUGAAGCUGGAGAAGGAGAUCGAGCUGGAGGAGACGCUGCUGAUGACCGAGGAACCGCCGGCAGCUGUCAAAACCUUCAGCGUCUGCUGCCAGCACGGCGGCCUCUACCAGCCUGAGGAUCAUGGCACGGACGAGCCGCCGUGCAACUGCUCCAACAGAGUGUCCAUUGAGUACCUGUCUGAGGGACGCUACAGACUGGGAGAUAAAACUAUCUUUAUUCGGAUGCUUCACGGUAAACAUGUGAUGGUGCGCGUUGGCGGCGGUUGGGACACGCUGCGUGGUUUCCUGAUGAAAUACGACCCGCUGCGAGUGCUGCAGUUCACCACUCUGGAGCAGAAGAUUCUGGCUUUCCAAAAAGGCCCCCCCGGCCUGGGCGGUCACCACGGCACCAGCGAGCCUCCCCCUCCUCCACCAGACAUGGACCCCCUUGCUGCUAUCGAUGACCUCACCCCGUCCUCGUCAUCUUCUUUAUCCUCGUCUUCGUCCUCCAUCUCGGCUUGUAAGCCCUCGUCCGUGGCUGCCGCGUGUCGCUCCCACGCCGCCUCCCCUGCCUGCACACCUACGUUACCCAGAAAAGGCAACGCAGCACCCAAGAAGAUCCAGGUGGCUCCAUCCUGCCCCAUGAAGCCCAACCAGCUUCCCUUAAACACCGGCACCAAAGGCUCCACUUCUCUGCCUGCCACGCCUGUCGGAAGCCUUGUGAAGCAGUCACCAAGCCCAGGAUGUCAGGGUGGGCAGGGUCAGCGCAAGGCUCUGACCCCGUCAGCAGCUCCUCCCCCCGUUGACUCAGGCUCUGUCUCUAGAGUCUAUAUUCGACCAUCGCCACACACCGAACUCCGUCAUCCUCGAAGCCCCGUGUGCCACGAACCUUCAUCCAAAUGUCCCAAACCCUCCAGCCCAUGCACCUCCUCUACUGCUACAGCUGUGCCUCGCCCCAACACUGCACCACCGCGUGCACCCACCUCUAAAGAUGCACGACCGCCAUCAGGCGCCAACCCGACUUCCCGACUCGCUCAGCGCCGUCCUGGUUCCCCAGCUUCACGCCUCCGUGUUGAGACAACCAGGCGGGCAUGGGCAGCAGUACAUCCAGUGGUGACGAUACAAAGACCACAGACACAACAAGCCCGUACGUUGACCCCCAGCUCACGAACGGCAUCCCCCUCACUGCCAAAACCUGCCAGCUCUCAGCCUAAAGGCAAAGAAGCGACCACCACCAAACCAAAGGGACCGGCGCUGGCAAAAGCAGCAGCCCCUCAACAUGUUACAGCUGCCCCUGGGCGGGACCCUGGGGGCAACACAGCACCUCCUCCCACUGGAAAAACCAAACAGAAAGCAGCACCCACAACCCAGAGGGCGGGGCAAAAGCAAGUCCACACUACUAAGUCCAACACCGUGAAGGUGACUCUAAAACCCGAAGCAAUACGGCCACAGCAAACGAGCCCCAAUGUCAAAGCUGGAGUUUGCAAAAAGACACUGCACUGUGAGGACCCUUAUUUUGAAAUGAACAGUAAGAGAAAGCAGUGGAAGUAAGGACACAACCAGUAGAUGGAUAAUCCACACAACAAAGCAGCACUCACUCUUCAAACACGUUGUCACUAAUUAUGAAAAUCCUUUAGACUUUUUUUUGGUCUGCAAAUUUGUUUGGAUUUUAUUUAAUAGUUUUUGUUUUGUUUUUUUUUAAAUCACAAAGCGUAGAAGACGUCUUCAUACGUAGUCAUGGAUUAUUGUUGACAUUUUCAAUUGCGUGUACCAGUUAACACUAAACUUGCACAAUGUUUACACUUUGGCCUUGUCUUGUUUGUAACAUCCUGUUACAGAAUAUAAUUGUGUCAAGUGACUAUUCUAGAGCAAAGGGUAGAACGUAAAACACUAACCUCAAACGUUUUUUAGCUUUAGAUCAGGUCUUGUUUUACUAAACCGUGCUAUUGGCCAUGUUUUAUUUUUUUCUGAGGGAAACCAGAGUUACCAAAGUGCACAAAGUUUAGACGGCCAGUGACACAACUGGAACAGAUGUUUGUGAAACACUUUCCCCAGUGAGAUGGUACUUUCCAUUGGCAGAUUUCAUAUAAAUGAUAUCUAGGAAGGUUUUCCUCAAUGGCGUUUGGAUGAAACGUCAUCGGGAACAGUUGUUCCUGUCAUGUGCCUUCAUCAGAUGUUUCUGGAUGGCUGAAUGUUGUAUAUUGAGGGGGGGUUAAAUAGUUUUUACUGUCUAAUUGCACAGUUUGUACAAGCACUCAGACUUUGGUUAAUCCGAGAAAGGCCAAGUCACAGAUUAACUACUGAUCUCGUCGUUUAACACUGCCCGCUGGUGGCCGGAAUCCUUUUCAGUAAACUACUCUUCCUUAAUAGUUUCUAAACGUUGUACGUGGUGUUUGUGUAUAGUGUAUGUGAUCAGUGAACGUUUUAUUUGGCACUUUAUGGAAACCGCUGUUGCAGUUCGAAUGUCAUGUGUCUCUGCUACGUUUUGUCUGUUAUUUUGAUGAAUAAAUGUUUU